Molecule: messenger RNA, 1449 nt
Organism: Entamoeba dispar SAW760
Lineage: Eukaryota; Evosea; Mastigamoebida; Endamoebidae
Exons: 2
Coding region: 1-1449 (482 amino acids)
Source: RefSeq, a predicted model, not a curated record
AUGUCUGAACAAUAUAAAUACCUAUUAGAUCAUCCACCUAAACAAUGUAAUUAUGAUGAGUCAUUAAAAGGACUAGUAAUGGCACCAUUUCCUGAAGGUGAACCUAUUCCAGUAAGAUUUAUGUUAACUAAGAUCAAUCCAUAUAAUUUCUCUCUUUUUGUAUUUCACAGUUCUGAAAAAGACCUUAAAGACAUUGAAGAUGAAAUGGUAAUGGUAAGUAAAAUGUUUAAAGCACGUAUUAUUGCAUUUGAUUAUCCAGGAUAUGGAUUAAAUAAAAAUAAAAAAGAUGUUUCAAUGGAAAAGAUGCUUGAUAGUAUUUUUGAUGUAAUGGCACAUAAAGGAUAUAGAGAAGAUAGAACUCUUCUUCUUGGAUAUUCUCAUGGAUGUGGACCUGCCUUACAAUAUGCAUCUAUUUUAUCUGAAAGAAAAAAAGCUGCUUUAUCAUUAGAAACAAAUGGGAUUAUAUUAUUUUAUCCAGUAGAUACAAUUCCAUUAGGAAUUGAUUAUCAUUUUCAAUCAUUUUUCAAUUCAGUUCAAAAUGUAGUUUAUUAUCAUGUAUUAAUGAUGGUUCCAAAACAUGAUAAAUUCUUUAAUUCAAUGAAAGAAAUAGAAAAAAUAAGAAAAUCAGAUGAAAAUUAUAAAAGUCGUGUAGAAAUUUGUGUACAUAAUUUUUCUCGUUUAAAACCAACAUCAUUAAAUAGAAAACGAUUAAUAGAUAUUCAUGAUAGUACAUAUCCUUGGUUUAAGAAAGUUGAUGCACAAAUUACAAAAUAUAAAGUAAAUAAACUUAAUAUUUCUAUGGCAAUUACUACUGUAUUAAAACUUAAUAAAAAAAUUCCAUCAUUACCAAUUCAUAAUGAUUUCUUAAUUAAUCAAUUUUUGAAUAGAAAUAGAUUAGAUGAAUUAAUUCCUAUUUUUGAAGAAAAGAGAUUAUAUUCUACAGUAUUUGUUAUUAUGAAUAAUUUAGAAAAUAGUUCCUUAAUAGGAGAAGAUCGUUCAAUUGUAGAUAAGUUAAAUAGAAUUUGUAGAGUGUUUAAACCUAUAAUUACUAAAGAUUGGAAAACACUUAGACAUGAUAUGCUUUGUGAAACUCUUACUAGAAUAGAUGAAACUACUGAUAUUUUAGAUAAAAAAACAAAGGCCCUUCAAAGUAGUAAAAAAGUAGAAGUACCAGAAGGUACUUUUAAUAAUAAUGAAAUUGAAAUGGAUUCUGAAUCUAAUGGUGGUGAUAAUAUAAGUGAACAAACAUUUAUUACUUUAAAUGGUAAAAAAGUAUUAAAUCCAAAGAAAAAAACUAUUGGUGGUGCAACAUCAAAUAAAUUUGUUGUUCCUCAAUGGGCAAAAGGAAUUGAAUGUGAUUUUACAGUGUUUGUUAAACAACCAAUUAAUUUUUCUGAUUAUUUCUUAUGUAAAGAAUCAUUACACAAAAAACAUUCAAACACUAAUUAA